GGCAGCUGGCGCGGGGUCGGCCUGGGAGUAGAGUCGAAUCGAGGCCUGGGCCGGAAAGUUUCGACCGGGUUUUGCCGGCGGCCAGGAGCGGUCGACGCGCAGCGGUGGGCUCGGACCCGCGCCCCUCGCAGCGCCCGGCGCCUGCGGUGCUCGGGACGUUCGGCCUCCGGAGCGCCUCUCUGGCUGCCAUGGCUGCCUUAGCCGGCCCCGCGGGUUUGCGGGCCUUCGGGACAAAGGUGCCCGGCUGGCUCCCGCGUGGCCCGUGGGCUCCACUCGCCGCUGGCUUUUGCAACCGGGGGCCGGCGGGGGCCGAGCGGCCGGAGCCGGGGCCGCGACCCACCAGCGUGCGGCAGCGGGACGGCAUCAGGAGCAUUGUCUUGAGCCAUCCGAAGAGGAGGAACGCGCUGUCACUGGCGAUGCUGAAAUCUCUCCAGAGUGACAUUCUUCAUGAAGCUGACAGCAAAGAUCUGAAAGUCAUUAUCAUUUCAGCUGAGGGGCCUGUGUUUUCUUCUGGGCAUGAUUUGAAGGAACUGACGGAUGAGCAAGGUCCAGCAUAUCAUGCUGAAGUAUUUCAAACCUGUUCUGAGGUCAUGAUGCAGAUCCAGAGCCACCCCGUCCCCGUGAUUGCCAUGGUGAACGGCCUGGCCACCGCGGCCGGGUGUCAGCUGGUUGCCAGCUGUGACAUUGCUGUGGCCAGUGACAAGUCUUCGUUUGCCACUCCGGGCGUGAACGUCGGGCUCUUCUGCUCUACCCCUGGGGUGGCCUUGGGGAGAGCGGUGCCCAGAAAGGUUGCCUUAGAAAUGCUUUUUACUGGGGAGCCCAUCACUGCGCAGGAGGCCUUGCUCCAUGGGCUGCUCAGCAGAGUAGUACCGGAAGAGCAGCUGGAGGAAGAGACCAUGAGAAUCGCGACAAAGAUCGCCUCCUUGAGCCGGCCUGUGGUGUCUCUGGGCAAAGCUGCCUUCUACAAGCAGCUGCCCCAGGACCUUAGAACAGCCUACUACCUCACCUGCCAGACCAUGGUGGACAACGUGGCUUUGCGGGAUGGGCAGGAGGGAAUCAAGGCCUUCAUGCAAAAGAGAAAACCCAUCUGGUCACACUGAGCCGGCCUUCUCAGAGGGAUGGAGGGCGAGUGAGCCCAGUGGGUAGCUCUCAGGACCGCCCCCCACUCCCUGCUGUCCGACUCCCAACCACCACGGCUGCCUUGUGAUGGUAACAGGAGACAGCCUGCUUCUGUAACAUUAGGAUUGGUUUCACUGUCUGGGGUCUGUAUUAACAGCCAUGAGUCCGUGGGGAAAGGAUGAAACGGAGACUCACAGGAAAUACUAAUUUGAAGGUAGUGAGCACCUUCGCUGGGCCAGCUACGGUAGAAAGCCUGGCAUUUGAUAUACUCUUUCACGGGACCUUCAGUGAAGGAUCACCCUGACAUGGGAGAAGGUGACGAUAAACUGAGGUGUGAAAGAAGGAUGCCACCUGCCUCUGUUCUCAGAAAUGGCCCCUAAGGUGGAGGUUGUGCUGUUUGCCCAAGACACGAGAAACAUUUCAAAUCUCCACGAGAUAUUCUCCACUCUGAAUAUCUUCUUGGUUCUACUGAGAAAUAACCAUGCCUACGGCUUUGGAAUCAUCUUUUGUCAUUUUAAAAGAUUAAAUGUUUAAAGAUACUCGUAAUUGUAUCUUCCCAACCAGCUGUCUGAGAGAAAAAAAAAUCAGCUAACUUUUCUUUCUUUGCCUAUGCUGACAGACGUACGGUAGGUGCCUGACCGGCAGCUUUUCCUUGCCAGUUUAGAAAGGUGAAAAAGCGUGUUUUUCUGGAAAGGAGGAGCUUGUUCUAAGAGUGCUCCUUCUGGGCUCAAAGGUCAUUAGAGCUCCUGUCGACUGGCGCCUGACAUGUGCUGUACAACCUCCUUCGUCCUCAGCGAAGCCAGUGGAGCAGGUCCUACAGCGAUCUCCACCUUCCACUUGGUCCAAACAACAGGGAGUGGGGCGAGUGGGGUUCCAAACGCCAUCUGCCUGGGAAAGCCACAGACACUCUUUCUCUGGGCCACAGUGCCGCGAGGAGAGCCUGGGCUAGUGUGGGGCCAGCUUGAAGAAAUGACUUUCCCGCUCCAUGUCUGCACUCCACACAAAAUAAUGGGCCAGGUACUCCUUGCUACCGAGCGUUGCCAGUGUGCAGGGGACUUUGGAUUUGAUUACCAGCAGACCACUAAUGGAAGCUAAUAUGGAGCUGGCUGCGGCUCCAAGCUAGAUCAUGAAAGAUGGGCUGUCAUGGUCUGAGCAAAACAGUGCUGUCCGUGGGGCCCCCACUGCACCUUCUGUCCAGGUGGCCCACGGUGGCAGCCACUGUUUGCAGUUGUCAGGGCACACAGUGCAGAGAGGGUGUUAUAAACUCUCUGGGCCUUGGAGAAAGUAACAGAGCCAGCUCACAGUUUGGCAAAUGAAAAGCAAAAGUUAACUCUGCAGUGUCUGUGUGAGCAGCAGGACACCACCUGCUCGGGCCUCCGGGCUGCUUUUCCAGCCUGUGAGCUGACGUGCCCUCAGGGACUAGCUAUAAAUCUUCAUAGUGGCCUGUGCAGAAAAUAACCCAGAAGGAAAGUCUGCUACCCACCCUCCGAUGUCAUAUAAUUCAUCCCGAGGCAAAUAUAAAUUUGGGGUUAAUUUGUAUCUCUGCUUCCUUCCACUGGGACAUUGAAUGAACAUUUUCUGAGAACCACAUGUGAUGAGUGCCUCUGGAAAGUCUGGUGUGUUUGUCUUUCCCUCUCUACCAUUUACUUCUCGGGGAGCUUUGCCGAGCUCAGCCCAGCAGUGCAGGGGCUAGAAACUCAAGUGAAAAGGGUGCUCACUCCUGCUCCCGUGGGGGAGAGACCCGUUCCGAUGGCAAAUGGAGUGAAUGGCUGAUUAACUUUACACCAAUGAAUUUGGGGGGGUUGCCAGGCGAGAACAUGGUGAUUUAAUGAGCCUAGCUCCUGCCAGGCAGCCCUAUGCAGUGCUCUCCCUGCCCCCCGUAUCUAGGAGGCUUAGAGAAGCUAAGGCAUUUGCCAGCGGGUUUGGACCUGUAUGAUUCUGAAGCCUGUGCUCCUGGUUACCAGACUGUACACCUCCCAACGUACCGACAAGAUGGCGUUCCGGCCUGGACAGACAGACGACAAUCAGAAAUGGCAUAGCCAGGGCAUCAUGGUUUUGCUUACUGAAGAGGAUUCAAGAAACGCAGGCGUUUGAACACGAAGAACACAGAGUUCCGGUCCCAGGGUUGCCAUCACCUGUCUGUGUCACGUGUGCAGGUGAUGUAACUCUGUCGGUGCUGUUUCCCAGUCAUCAAAAUGACGCCACUGGACACUCUGUCCUCUAACAUUCGUGAGCCUACAAUGCUGGGAUCAGGAAACAUGCUGUGAAACUUGAAACAGGAAGCUUUUGUUCACAGAAAAUGCUCUUUUACAAUUGGACAAAAUGGGUAUUUACCCUGAGAAGUGGUAAACAGUACAUUGAAAACAUCUGAUUACAGCUGAGAAUGAGAAACCGAUCACAGGGCUUUUCAGGCCACACCAGGACCCUGUGAAGACGGCAUGGCUAAGACCCCACACCAGACAGAUCUCUAUCAGAAUUGGCAGUUACCCUUCCUUUUGUCGAGGUGCAUUACUCAGCCCGCCCCUUUCCUCUCCUUCCUCUGAAAACCCACUGCACUAAGAGCAGCACUUCCAAAGUGUGGCCCAUGGAUGCCCGGCCAUGGACUGUCCCAAUGCAGAUUCUCGGCUGCCUCACCAGACCUGCUGAAUCACCAAGUCUGAUUCUGGGGUGCAAAAAUAUGCAUUUUAAAGAAGAUUUCCAAGUGAUUCUGCUGCACGCUAAAAGGUGUGAGCUCCUACAUGAGGGUGGAAGUGACAGCUAUGUCUCCAGCAGUAGCUGUAUUUAAACAGUGAGGCAGUACGGCCUCUGUGAUGAAAUUGUGGGCAAUGACUGUGGGCUUGGAGAAGAACGUGGGGGGACCUGCACACCUUCAGAAACCUCUUAAAAUCUGCCACUUGGGCAGGGAUGGGGGCUUCAUCAGCCCUCGUGCUCAUGCCUUUGGAAGCCCCACCUUAUAUCACAUUAAACAUCAGAAUAGUCCCAUAUUCCACACGAAAUAUAAUUCUUCUCUUUAGGAAAGGGAGUCGAAUGAUUUGCUUUUUAAAAUUGUCUAUAAAUAUUUGAUUAAUCAACAAUGAUUGUUUCUUGGCAAUCAUCAAGUAGGCAAGAGUUAAAUUCAACAUCACUGAAGUUGAUGUGUUACAGUUAAUAAAAUAUUAAAUUUCA
Rhinolophus ferrumequinum (greater horseshoe bat) is the source of this 4284-nucleotide messenger RNA. It is a transcript of the gene ECHDC3, whose product is annotated as enoyl-CoA hydratase domain containing 3. The coding region runs from base 189 to 1100 and encodes 303 amino acids. Gene Ontology annotation, molecular function: hydro-lyase activity. The transcript is spliced from 5 exons. Gene Ontology annotation, cellular component: mitochondrion. Lineage: Eukaryota; Metazoa; Chordata; Mammalia; Chiroptera; Rhinolophidae. The record is from RefSeq and is a predicted model, not a curated record.